Messenger RNA from Cercocebus atys (sooty mangabey), 2256 nucleotides. RefSeq lists its product as uncharacterized. Bases 1 to 813 code for a protein of 270 amino acids. Lineage: Eukaryota; Metazoa; Chordata; Mammalia; Primates; Cercopithecidae. The transcript has 9 exons. The record is from RefSeq and is a predicted model, not a curated record.
AUGGACAGCCAGGACGGGAAGGGGGUGGUGUGCGGCAACAGCGCCGGGUUUGUGAAGUGUGGAUAUGCAGGCUCUAACUUUCUAGAACACAUCAUCCCAGCUUUGGUUGGAAGACCUGUUACCAGAUCAACCACCAAAGUGGGAAACAUUGAACAAGGAUCUUACGGUGACUCGAAGAAGCCUUCCAAAAAGUGUUUGAAAAGGGAGCUCUACUCUACUUCGACGGUGUCUUCAUUGAGCACCCUUGAUGGUAUUUUAAGAAGAUAUGCCGUAUCCACCUCUCAGGGUCAGAGACCUCGUAGCUCCUGGGUAAAGAAGGGAAUAUACCCAGUAGAAGCCUUUGAGGAGUCUCCAACUCACAAGGACAGAGGAGAUGGAGAGAGGCUGGUCAACACGAGGGUGGUGCAGGUGGUCCCUCUGAGGUUUGACUCUACCCCCUGUGGGGAUGCUAUACAGGACAUCUCUGACGAAGACACUGUAUAUGACAUCUGCGAUGAGGACGUUGUAGACAUCUGUAAUGAGGACACUGUGGACAUCUCUAAUGAGGCUGCUGUACCUGACAUCUUGAAUGACGCUGGAGACAUCUGUAAUGAGGCUGCUAUAAGUGACAUCGCGAGUGAGGAUGCUGAAGACAUCUGUAAGGAGGACACUGCAGAAAACAUCGCUAACGAGGACAUUGUUUACAACAUAACUAAUGAGGACGCUGAACAACACACCUCUGAAAAAGAAGACGCUGCCAAGGAGCCAUUUAUAUUGGAAAACGAUUUGAUUGUGGAGAGCAUAUCUGACGACAAGGAUUUUGCAGGUAGGUAACUACUUUCCAGGUAAGAUCCAAUGGGAGAGAGUUCCCAGGGCCCUCAGGGUAUCCAUGCUGCUUGGGAGGUCGAGGGAGGGGGCAUGAAAUCAAAAAGAAAAAGGAAAUAUGUGUCAAAUUGGAUUUGGUGUUUUCCAGGUUUCUUGUCAUAAUGUAAGAACUGUCUCUGUGGGCUGGGAGGGUGCUGUGUGAUUUGAAGGUGAUCUUUCCCAGAACACCUGGCCUUUUCUGCCUCUGCCUCUGCCAAACAUCACAGCCUUUGGGUUGGACUGGUCAGCACUCCUUGGGAUUGUGCAGAAGAGGUUUGGGGUUGCAUCAAGUGGCACCUGUGGCGAACAGAAUCUGAGGGACACAACUCUCUCACAGGCACUUACUUGAACCUGGAGACACAUUUCUCCUGGUGUGUACCCAGGGGUGCAGGAGAAAUUCACGGUCAUCCUCUGAACGUUUAGGACUUUAAAAAGCACUCACGUUUCCAUCUCGCUGUUGACUCCUGGCUUAAAGGGAGCUCCUAGGGUGAGUGACGGAGGCGGGAUCGGACCCUGGCAGUCUGACGGCAACACCUGUGUUCCUCUGCACUGGGCCUUGGACAACAUUACACACCUUUGUGAGAAUCAGGAAUUAUACACCUUUGUGAGAAUUCGCAUCUGGAAUUGAGAUGGACCUUGAGUCAUAUAAAUAAGUUGGAAAAGAUGCAUUUUAUCACCCUGUUGAAAGAAACCAUUUAUUUCUCACUCCAGCAGGAUAAAUGGUUUUCAGUGUCUACUUAACUGCUCAUUGACUCUUACUGUAGAUGAGGAGGUGGCAAGCAGGCCCUGCCCUCCCCCAGUUGUAGGGCCAAGGUAACCAGCAAUUGGCUGGAUAUAAUGGAAGAGUGGUGCAUUCGGAGGUAUCUGUAUUAAUGGGACCCGCAUGAUAUCGGUGACAGCUAUUAGGGUGAGAAAAAACGUGGGAGCACAAUGAAAUGUUUAAAUAUUAAACAAAACAUUGUUGAAAUCUCCAUGGUACUUUAGUAGUCGAAGUCAUUCUUGUGGUCAUCACUGCUUUUCCCAAACAUAACAGGCUACUUAAUGUCACACGGACCCAUGCCAUGAGGAAUGACAAUCAGUUUGUAAAAUGCCAAUAAAGCCAUUGCCCGUAUAAGCCACAAUAUUUCAUCCAUAUAUUUCAAUGUCCAUGUGUAAAUAUGGUUCAAAUGUCAGAAUUUAUUAUUAUCUAAUAGAAUAUGCAUGGUAUAUCCAUGAGCAAUAACCAUUAUACUAUUUCUAUUAACAAUUAUUUGUAUGAUGAAAAACACAGACUCCCAUUCUUGGAGUUUUCUGAGUUUGCACACAUUAGCAUGACAGCCCCAUGUUCACCUGACGUGUGCCAGCAUGAGACCAGGAACAGAGGCUUUUCCUAUUAGCUAAGGUUUCUAAAUGUAUUACGUAUUCAUGGUUAGA